AUGACAGCACGCGAUAUGCAAUUGAUCAGGUACGGGGACGGAGAGAGUGAAAACUAUUCAAGUGACUCAAAUACUUAUAGCUAUAACAUAUCUGAAUGUGAAUCAGAGAAUUGCAGUGACUAUGGUUCCGACUAUGAGUCAGAUAUCGAGACCAAUACUAUUGAGACUCCAGUAUCCCAACCCCCUAAUAUAGAAAACAAAUUUCUAAUUCAGCAUAUUCCAUGGAGCAAAGUCUGCAAAAUCGCUUCCUCACCCACCAGAGAUAUGUCGAAUAAUAGAGGAUCAUUAGAGGAAAUACAUCUAUGGGAUUAUCUCUUACCUAAUUACGGAGCAAAAGAAGGAAUUAGUCUACUUGAUGCAUAUACACAAGAGGCAUUAGCAGAUAAAUUAGUUAUUCAGGUGGAGCAAGAAGUGUAUGGAUUACCUGGAAUUCACGAGUAUAUUAACGGACAACGACCCCUAAGGACUGUAAUUGAUAUCGAUGCAUCACGGGAAGUUAUGGAAGCUGAAAAAGUUAAGGCAAGAGAUUAA
Messenger RNA from Ambispora gerdemannii, 531 nucleotides. The record is from the annotation of a GenBank genome assembly. NCBI's taxonomy places the organism in Eukaryota, Fungi, Glomeromycota, Glomeromycetes, Archaeosporales, Ambisporaceae.